AUGGUAUCGUACAAGGAGGAUUUUACGCGUGAUGGGCGCAGGCGCGCCCCACGACCUCUUUUUGGUGUAAAUAUCAUCCGGCCCUUCCCGUGGAUUCGUGUCUUGGUUGGCAUUGGUGCCAUGGCGUUCGUGUUUCGGCAGCAGUACAUGUCAUAUUACUACCUCUCGCCCGAAGAACGGUUUAUGCGCAAGAUUGUCGUAGCUCCCUACGGCGUUCUUGGAAAUCAGAUGACACUUCAGGGUGGAAUGAUCCGCGCCGGUAGUGAACCAGACGAGAGCGUUGUUGUGGUAGACUCUGCCGACAUGCGUCAUAUCUUUGCUACAGCUGAUGGUGCAACAGGGGCCUCGGGGGCCAUUUACAACUGGCUGAGGCUGCGUGGACCUUUCCCGGACGAAGUCGUACGGGCGAUAUCGCGUGUUUGUGACGCCAAAUGGUUUCGGUAUGGUGAAAAAAAUGUGAUUCAUGUCAUUGCACCGGACUUCCGAGAGGGCACGUGGUCGGAGCGAGAGGCCGUACUGGAGCUUUCCCGUGCAUACCGCAAUGUAUUGCAUGAGUUUGUGAUGAGUGAAGCCGACGCGUUGCGUGUCGCCCCAAUUUCUCACGGGGCACAGUCAGGACCAAUCUACAAUCAGUUACCACCCAUCACUCAAUCAGCACUGAACAUGGCCUUUGAGCAGCUGCAUGUCUUUGACCGGGAGUAUCUGCUGAGGCAAGACAAGAAUAUCGAGCUCUGCAUCUUUAUGAACAGAGAAUGGGACAUGUACCAGAAUGUCUUCAAGGCUCACAAGCAGUUGUUGACAUUUUAG
Trypanosoma rangeli is the source of this 807-nucleotide messenger RNA. RefSeq lists its product as uncharacterized. Lineage: Eukaryota; Euglenozoa; Kinetoplastea; Trypanosomatida; Trypanosomatidae. Bases 1 to 807 code for a protein of 268 amino acids. The record is from RefSeq and is a predicted model, not a curated record. The transcript has a single exon.